CAAGCAACUGAUUUAAUAAUAUAGUACAGUAGAGAUCAAGAAGCAGAUCACCACCCCUCUUCCUACCCAUACCGAUCGGUCAACCCACAUCGGAGCACCCGGCGAUGGCCGUGGUCUCGGCGGCGGUGGACGCCGUGGUGGCGCUCUUCUCGCUGACCAUGGCCGUGGCGGCGCCGCUGUUCGACUCCCAGGUCGUCCUCCCGGCAAACCUCUACCCGGCGCCGCUGGUGGGCAUCUUCCGGUGGUUCGUCGCCGAGUUCGGCCACUACGUCGUGGCCGACCCGCCGCCCUUCUUCCGCGGCCUCGUCUGGAUCGACCUCGCCUUCCUCUGGCCGGUCAGCGUCGCCAACCUCUACGGCAUCCUCGCGCGCCGCCGCUGGUCCGCCGCCACCUCCCUCAUGGCCGGCGUCCACAUGCUCACCUACCUGUCUGCCAUGUUUGGGGAGAUGUUGGGUUCAGGGAGAGCAACACGGAAGCUGCUGCAGCUGUACGCUCUGUUCGUCGUUUUUGCUAUAGCUUCAGUUCUGCGUGGUCUCUGCUGGUGCUCGACACAGGCAACACCGGCAGGCCCGUCACCUGCGCAUCCUGCUCGGAAGAAGAGGGUAUAGGUCCCUGAGAUCACACAUCAGGAGGAAAUUUGAGUUCUCUUUACUUGAGACUUGAAAAUAUGUAAUAAGGUUCGUACACUUUUUUUUUUGAAAAUGGAUUAAUCAGCUACUAUAAUCUUUUCUCAAUGUGUCACCAAUCGUAGUGAAUGAACAAACAAAACGGGUGCAAAGCGCUCAAUUCAAA
Panicum hallii is the source of this 792-nucleotide messenger RNA. RefSeq names its product sigma intracellular receptor 2-like. The transcript is spliced from 2 exons. Lineage: Eukaryota; Viridiplantae; Streptophyta; Magnoliopsida; Poales; Poaceae. The record is from RefSeq and is a predicted model, not a curated record. Gene Ontology annotation, cellular component: endoplasmic reticulum. The coding region runs from base 105 to 608 and encodes 167 amino acids.